Pangasianodon hypophthalmus (striped catfish) is the source of this 5950-nucleotide messenger RNA. RefSeq names its product interferon tau-6-like. Gene Ontology annotation, cellular component: extracellular region. The transcript has 7 exons. The coding region runs from base 5180 to 5713 and encodes 177 amino acids. The record is from RefSeq and is a predicted model, not a curated record. Lineage: Eukaryota; Metazoa; Chordata; Actinopteri; Siluriformes; Pangasiidae. Gene Ontology annotation, molecular function: type I interferon receptor binding; cytokine activity. Gene Ontology annotation, biological process: positive regulation of peptidyl-serine phosphorylation of STAT protein; response to exogenous dsRNA; cytokine-mediated signaling pathway.
CUGAUCAGUCCAGAGACAGUAAAUAAAAUGAAAAAUCAAUGCAAGUUCAUGGAAACUCGGUCCUUUCAGCGCUAACCUCUCCAGCCCUGCACUAGUCUCUGAACUGAUGAGCUGCCUUCAGCUAAAUCAUUUACCUGGGAACAGACAGUCUAAAGGCUCCGUACAAGAGAAUCCUAGAGCUGAACCUGAAAAACAAACUCCUGAACAUCAGGCAGAUUAAAGUGGAAACUGAACCCUAGGGGAGUAUGAAUAAAGGCUACAAGAGUGUAGUCCUGUUGUACUUCUAAAGUAAACUUAAAACCUUAAUGUGUUUUUCUUCCCUUUCCUACAGAAUCACAACUUUCACCUGACACUUUUAUCCAAAGUGACUAUCAUCUGAGACAGGAUACGAGUGAGCAGUUGAUGGAUGAAAGUGCUGCUUAAGGACUCAACCAUAGCAAUAUAACUCUGGUCGAGUGAUAUUGAUACCACAUUCAUUCGCACUUCAUCCUGGACAGGGUCUCGGUCCUGUGUAUGCUGGGACGAGGCAGGAAUACACUGUUUGGGGUUUGAAUGUAACAUGAAUAUUAAGUACAGAAUUGUUCAGCAGUGGCAUGUCUCACAGCCAUACCCUCUAAUUGGUCCAGGGUGACAGGAUCCGAUCCACCAAUCAGGGGUACAGGUGGUAGCAUUGCCACCUCACAGCUCCAAGGGCCCUGGUUUGAUCCUGAGUUUUGAUUACUGUCUACGUUGAAUUUCACAUCUUCUUCCUGUGUCUUUGUGGGUUUCCUCUGACCCCCCAGAAACGUGCUGCUAGCGGACAUGCUGACGGCUGUAAUAACAGAGCUUGGUGAAUAAUCAGUGAAAAAUAUCUGCACCUCUACAUUAUUUGUGAUUUGGUGAAUCAUGAAUGACUGAUUUUGCUGAUUUUGGUUAUGGAUGAGGAACUUUACUUUUGCCCAAACUUCCAUCACUCUCUCUAGAAUUUUUUUUGUUAAAUAUUAUUUUUAGUAUUGCUCACUCUGGAACAUGGCUCCUUCCAGAUUCCAUACAAACCACCCUUUAUUUAAGGAAUUUCGGGAAUGUAAAAAAAUGUUCCAAACAAAAUAACCUAUUUCUCAUAUGAUAACUACAGCUGUGAUUAGCUGUCUAUUUAAAAAAACUCCCCUGAAAACUAGGCAAUUACUUUUUUCCCUCACAAAACAAACAAGCAAAUAGUCUACUGUCAAACUGACCAGAACACACUGGCUGUGUUUCAAAACCCAUAAAGUAAAGUACUCUUAAGUGUGCUUGAGAGUGGCCAUGUAAUUACAGCUCAAAAUAUCACCUCUAAAAAUACAAGUAUUAAAAAUAAAAUCUUGGGUCUAGCCCCUAGAUAUGAGUACACACAAGAGCGAGUUUAGAAACAGGGUUAGAGCUUCUGUUACUGGCAGGAAUGUCUUUUUCCCAGCUGAGGGGUUCUGCUGCUCUCUACAGGUCACACUCAUAUACCUGAAAUAUGAUUUCAAAUCUACCAUACCUGUUUAUUAAAGAGCAUGCUGAAGUGGAUGAACACCAACUAAAAUCACCUGCUGAUAAAUAAAAACAAACCGUUAUUUAUGCCAGCAUUUUCCUGUUUCAUUUGCUACUGAUUUAAUGGAAUUUCAGUGGCAAUAAUAUGUUUUAGACCUCAGUACUAAUGCUGAUGUGACUAGAAUGAUUGAUUUUGGUCAUGUAAACAAUCAAUCAAUCAGCAAUAGAUCAGAGAACAAGUAUAAACACACACUGAUACAGUAAGCAUAAUAAUGCGUAAUGUACUGAAUGUAAUGAAUGAUGUUCACUUCGGGAGGAAACAAAAAAAUAUAUAUUUUCCAUCUUUUUUUUUUUUUUUACUUAUUUAAAGUUAUUUUCUCACAAGGGAUGAAAACAAUACCAACUAGCCACUAACAGAAAAAUAGAAGUUUCAGCAGUGAGAGGGGAGAUGUGAGAAAAUAUUAAUAUUCACUUUUUGGAAAGGAAUUUGCUUUUACAGGCACAACAUGAAAUAAAGACCUUCAGUUUCAGUACCAACUAUUUUCCAUAAUGAACACAAGGGAAGUGUAAACUCUUACUCUGUAUUCACUACACUGCUCACACUGGGAUCUAUUCUUACCAAAAAUGCAACAAAAAUAAUUUGGACAAUUUCUUGCGUUCCUUUGUUCUUAAAAUCAGCACUAUACACUCACUGGCCACUUUAAUAGGAACACCUGUCCUGUACCCCUGUUAAUUCUUGCAGCUAUCCAGUCAGCCAAUCAUGAAGUCAUGCAUCAAGAGCACAGGUUCACCCAAACUAGGCUGCUGAAGAUUGGAGAAACGUCGUCUGAUCUUCAUCCAGUCUUCAGCUGUCCAGUUUGGGUGAACUCAUGUCCACUGUAGCCUCACACUCCUGUUCUUAGCUGGCAGGAGUGGAACCUGAUGAGGUCUUCAGCUGCUGUAGCCCAUCCACCUCAGGGUUCUACGUGCUGUGUGUUCUGAGAUGCUUUUCUGCUCACCAUGAUUGUAAAGAGUGCUUAUUCGCGUUACCUUAGCCUUCCUGUCAGCACGAGCCCAUGUGGCCAUCCUCCUCUCACCUCCUCUCACCUCCUCUCACCGUCAACCACAGAACUGAUGCACUCUGAGUGUGCGUUGUUUUUUUUUUUUUUUUUUUGCACCAUUCUGAACUCUAGAGACUGCUGUGCAUGAAAAUCCAUGCAGUUAUAUCCUUCUCUCCAAACGGAUUGGCCAGCUUGUUAAGCAGUGAUUGGCUGAAUUCAAGUGGGCGUGGUUUCGAGUGCACUCAGAGCUGCAGUACUUACUUCUGCCACACGAUGGCACCAGAGCUGUGAUCAUGUGGCCGAAACAGCUUACAAGCUUGACAUGUUUGGAGAAAUGCAUUCAUUAGUGGGUUUUGUAGCGUGAUGUUUGACAUUAAAGAUGAAUAGCUGUAUCUAACAAGUUUUAAAAUGAUGGAAUGUAAUUGAUUUCCUGUAUAAUUUUGACCUACAGUACGGACUGUGUAUGAGUGGAACAUGAAAACAAAGUACAGAUAGUAGGAAAAAGGGAGAAAAAACAUGAACAACCAAAUAAAAAUAAAUAUUUCUGAAAAGGAAAUGUAAUCAUUUUAACACUGUGUAUGGUUAUAACAGAGUAUCAUAUUUUUUAAUCAAUAGUAAUAGGUUAUUAGAUCAUUUCUGCAGGGAUAGAAGGGUCCCAUACAAGGGGUGAAUCUUUGAUUAUUAUUAUUAUUAUUAUUAUUAUUAUUAUUAUUAUUAUUAUUAUUAUAUGGUUUUGGGAGGGACCUGGGGUACUACACAGUUUCUCCCUUCUUUUUAUAUCCGAUGCUUAUUUUAAUAAAUCGUAUUGUUUAUCCAUUCCUAACUACAAGUUCAAACUAAUCUCAAUUUCUCAGAAGCAAAUUAAACUCAUCUUAGCUGGUGAAGAGAGAGAAGAGAGUGCUCAUGGAGGUCUACACAAAGAAACAAGAUCCACAAAUAAUCAGUAGGUGAGUUACAAAUAUAACGUAAGAUCCACAAAUAAAUAAAACCAGAUGCACGUUUUUUUGCGCUUCACGCACAGCCUCGCUGACGUCACUCCAUGGUCCCGCACUCCGCGCGCAAAACGCCAGGGACUUCCACAUCUCGCGCUUAACUCUGUCUCUCUCUCUCUCUCUCUCUCUCUCUCUCUCUCUCACACACACACAUCAAUCACUAUAGUGUAAAUAAAUACAUAAAUAAAUUUGUAAAAUGAAAAUCGUUAUUUUGGAAGGCAGAAUUUUAUCAACUGAAAAUAUAAUAUCAUUACUCUUAACAUUAUGUAUUUAAUAAACUAAUUUUAAAGUAAAACGAUUUAUUUAGUUAGUUAUUUGUUUGUUUGUUUAUAAUAAUUUGGACACUUUGGUCCUGCAUACAUGCUCGACCCUCGUCAGGCGGUAAAACCUUUUCUUUUCUUCUCUUAUACUGGGUCCAGCAGCCGAGUAGCUACUGCAGUAACCCGGUCCAGCAGCUCAGUACCGUGACCCGGUCCAGCAGCUCAGUACUGUAACCGGGUCCAGCAGCUCAGUACUGUAGCCCGGUCCAGCAGCUCAGUACCGUGACCCGGUCCAGCAGCUCAGUACUGUAACCGGGUCCAGCAGCUCAGUACUGUAGCCCGGUCCAGCAGCUCAGUACUGUAACCGGGUCCAGCAGCUCAGUACUGUAGCCCGGUCCAGCAGCUCAGUACUGUAGCCCGGUCCAGCAGCCCGGUCCAGCAGCUCAGUACUGUAACCGGGUCCAGCAGCUCAGUACUGUAACCGGGUCCAGCAGCUCAGUACUGUAGCCCGGUCCAGCAGCUCAGUACUGUAGCCCGGUCCAGCAGCCCGGUCCAGCAGCUCAGUACUGUAACCCGGUCCAGCAGCCCGGUCCAGCAGCUCAGUACUGUAACCCGGUCCAGCAGCUCAGUACUGUAGCCCGGUCCAGCAGCCCGGUCCAGCAGCUCAGUACUGUAACCCGGUCCAGCAGCUCAGUACUGUAACCCGGUCCAGCAGCUCAGUACUGUAACCGGGUCCAGCAGCUCAGUACUGUAGCCCGGUCCAGCAGCUCAGUACUGUAACCGGGUCCAGCAGCUCAGUACUGUAGCCCGGUCCAGCAGCUCAGUACUGUAGCCCGGUCCAGCAGCCCGGUCCAGCAGCUCAGUACUGUAACCGGGUCCAGCAGCUCAGUACUGUAACCGGGUCCAGCAGCUCAGUACUGUAGCCCGGUCCAGCAGCUCAGUACUGUAGCCCGGUCCAGCAGCCCGGUCCAGCAGCUCAGUACUGUAACCCGGUCCAGCAGCCCGGUCCAGCAGCUCAGUACUGUAACCCGGUCCAGCAGCUCAGUACUGUAGCCCGGUCCAGCAGCCCGGUCCAGCAGCUCAGUACUGUAACCCGGUCCAGCAGCUCAGUACUGUAACCCGGUCCAGCAGCUCAGUACUGUAACCCGGUCCAGCAGCCCGGUCCAGCAGCUCAGUACUGUAACCCGGUCCAGCAGCUCAGUACUGUAACCCGGUCCAGCAGCCCGGUCCAGCAGCCCGGGACAGCCCCGCGCCCUCGCGUUCCCGCGCUCGUGCCAUGUCAGUCCCGCUUCUUGUUUUGAGGCUAUAAAGCCUGCUGUACUUCUUGUUAGCCUGAUUCGUCUUUAGGCCAGUGAUCACACCUCCUCGGUGUCGGCACGAGAGCAGAGCAGACAGGAUGCUUAUCACUCCACAUUUCCUUCUGUGGCUUCUGAUUUGCCCGGCUGUGUUUUCACAAUGCACCAACAAUCAGGAGCAAAAAAGGACACGAGACAUCAUCCAGAAACUCUGCAGCCUGGGGGAAACGCGGCCGGUGAGGUGCAAAAGCGAGGCGGAAAAUAUGAAGGUCCGAAGCCCAAAACUCCCGAAACAGGAGGAGAGCAGGCUGCUGGUGUUGGAAAUGUCAUUUCGGAUUGUCUCUGAUCUCCUGCUGAAGAACGCGUCCACCGAGUGGAAGUCCAGUGAGCUGCAGCACUUACAGGAUUCACUCGGACAGCAGAGACAAUUCUACACAGCAUGUGUUCCGGUUGCCAGCUCUGCUCCUGCUGAAGUGGAAAAGUGGAGCGCUUUUUGGAGCAGUCUGGCUGAUUUUCUGUCAGAAAAGAGUUUCAGCUCGUGUGCAUGGGAAAGCGCGCGCCCUGUCAUUCUACAGGUCAUGCGCAGUUUCUACAGAUCCACUACAAAAUCCCCAAGACCCAUCAGAAGCUGUUAAUACUAUCUAUCUAUCUAUCUAUCUAUCUAUCUAUCUAUCUAUCUAUCUAUCUAUCUAUCUAUCUAUCUAUCUGAUUGAAUUAACAUCGUUUCUACACCUGAGUAAUUUUAAUGCAUUCAUUUUAUAUAAAAAAAAUAUAUGCACUAUUAUGAAGUGUGUAAUUCCUGAUUGAAAUGUUAUACAUGUAUGAAUAUAGGAACAUUAAUGUAAAUGAUAUAAAUAUAAUCAGUGUUUUCA